AUGGAGGCCUCCCGAAGCACGCUGUCAAUGCGUGAAAAAGCUAUGCUAAAGCAGGAGAUAAACAAACGGCACAAUGGAAACUUCUCUGCCGGGUAUGUUCCCAUAUUUGAGAACUCGCUGCACAAAACUGGUUUGCGGGGUCGGAAAGCGUUUCUCUUCUAUGGCUUGGUGGUGGGUCUCUUCGUGGUUUCUCUCGCCAACCUUGCGGUGACUGUGAUGCUACUGGGUGUUCUGCGUAUUGGAUAUGGCAUGGAAAGCCUUGAAUUCCUUCCCAGCGGCCAACUGUUGAGGUUUCUAAACAAUGCCGACCUCGGGACAGUCAUUCCACACAAGGGUGUCAUUGGAGGCUUCAAGGACACAGAUCUGCAUAUAAUUGGUGAAUCCCAACCGGUUGUUGUGAGGACUUCAGGGGACAAGCAAGCAAGCCGGCAAGCGUCUGACACAGCUGGACCAAGCCUGGAAGUUGGCCCUGACUGGACUGUAGUGAGCAAUGUCAAGGAAUUUAGAGUCCGCAGUCCAACCACAGGCCGAACAAUCUUCUCAACUGAAUACCAGGGUUUCCAGCUGCCUAAGGGCAUACCAAAUCUCAGUGUCAAGGAGGCACAUGUAUCUCGGCUCACCAGUGCCAAACGUGAUCCACUGAUCAUUUCAUCUCCUUACCAAAUUCUACUCAAAGGCAAUGGAGGGCUGGAUAUGGAAGGGCACAACAUCACUUGGUCAGCAGGACACAACAUAUUUCUGAGGAGUGUGAACCAAAGCCUUACCUUGGACGGCAGCAAUGGCAUCCGUAUCCUAGCCGCCGGUUUGCCACGCUCUGAGAACCCUUCAAGCGAUGCUUCAUACUGGUACAAGCUGUGCGUGUGCAUGCCUUCUGGCCGAAUCUUCCGUGUACCGGUUCGGGAGCAGGGCUUUGGAUGCGGAGACGUUAGGUUUCCAGAGAGCGUCAACCCCUGUACCUAGGUGCAGCCGUGCAGCAUGCCAUAUAUUAUCUAUCUAUUACUAAGCUAGUCUUUAAAGCCAGAACACACUAGCUGAAAAAUGCGCACUGUGUGCUUUUAGAAGAAAAUUGCAAGCCUCCAGAAUUGCCACGCAGCAGCAUUCUAAUGUUGUGAAAGGGAUGGGCUAAUACGCAAUUGUUCGUAGUGCGCCUAAUGUGCUUGCCAGUAAUACCUUCAGUGAUGUACACAUGCUGUAACAGUUUUAUGCAGACCCCAUGGACAUGCUUGUUUCGCUCUAAUGUCGAAGCACAUUUCGUCCUCGUGUCAUUGCUUGUUUCUCUUGGUCUGCACACGUUCCAUCUAUCAGUAUGAAAUACAACUUGUUGCUGAGCUAGCUAGAUGAUUGUUUAAGUUGAAAAAUAGAAAUGGCACAAAAAGACUGGGAAGACACAAACUAACUAGCACGUGGCCUUCUGUGAAGGAGUACUAAUGGGAAGGCUAUUAGAAUUCGUACAUGCGUGCGUAUUUCAUUCGCUAUGACAAAUAACUUUAUGACUGUGACUGUUGUAGCAAAACUCUGGUCUGUACCUUUCGACAAGGCCAUCUGGGGCCCACAUAAUUCUCUCAAGACUGUAGUAAAUAUGCAUUACCCCCAUCUUGCAAAAAAGCAACUGCAGAGGAAGUGACAUCAGUCUCUGUACUCCCAUGCCUCAAUCCAAGAUGGACGGGCUCACCGCCAUUUGGUGUGGCUGCACUGCUGCAGAGGAAUUGCUUUGUCGGCAGCACUCUGUGUGUGUUUCUCUGCUAGCGUGCUUGAGCCGCAAAAGGGUACUGACUCGAAUUUUCGUAACUGGGUCUACUCAGCCAUACAAAUGUCCUGUAGUCAAAUCACUACAUACUAACAAGAAGCUUCAGAAAAGCUGCCUAGAUAGGUGGUACGUUGUUUAGACAUAAAGUGAAGUUUCGCAUGGUGCACCUGCUGAUGCCAUGAGCACCAGCGUGACAUCGGGCUACAGUAAUAUUUCUGGUGACUUCACCCACGAGUAUGACAAGUUGUGACGACAUAAGGUACCGAAACACGCAAAAGGGUCACUUAUGCAUCGUUGACAGAGCCGCAGAGCAGUGCUGCGAUUGAGCGAGCAUGUAACGUAAAACUUUUUAUCAUGACUUCAAGGUACUGUAGGAACUGCCACCAGCAUAUAAAAACAUGCAAUUAUUUUCAGUCCACACUUGUACCUAG
Messenger RNA from Rhipicephalus microplus (southern cattle tick), 2178 nucleotides. It is a transcript of the gene Scgbeta, whose product is annotated as sarcoglycan beta. Lineage: Eukaryota; Metazoa; Arthropoda; Arachnida; Ixodida; Ixodidae. The record is from RefSeq and is a predicted model, not a curated record. Gene Ontology annotation, biological process: muscle organ development. Gene Ontology annotation, cellular component: sarcoglycan complex; sarcolemma.